UACAAGGCGCGAUUGUUAAAAUAUUAGAAGGAUUUGCGAGCCAUGCGCAAAUGUCACCAGUUUCUAUGACUACGAUAAGGAAAAACACUGCUAUUCUUCACACACACAUGUAUACAGCGUGAUUCUUUUACAUUUACCUUAACAAUAUCAUCGAAUGAACACACCCCGUUUUUCGACAUCUGACGCUCUAUACUUAACUUUUUGAAAAAACAAAAUGGAAUCUGAAAAAAGCGGUUACGGUAAGAUCGGAGAACGGCCAGUCACUCGGUGGCGCAGGGAACCGGAAGACACCGCCGGUCCAUCAAACAAAGUAGUGGACAGACCUCCGACAGGCUUCGUGAGACCUCAGAGCAAAUUCGAGCGGCCGAGAUCUCGCCGAGGAUACAAGGACGAACAAUCGGAACAUGUCAACUCCGCUACUUUCCGCUCGGCAACGCCUGGACGUCUCGCCCUGGCGAGGCCACCGUCGGCGUCCCUGUUGUCCAAUCGCGCGCCAACUGCAGGGCUCACCAGAAUAAACUCCGGACUCACACGUGUCGGAACCGGACUAGCUAAGCAGUUCAAUGUGAACGUGCUGGAUAGACCGAUUACUCAGCAUGGUAUAGCAGGUGUGCGACCGGGCACCACCAGAGGUUUACCUUUGACAAGGCAAAUCCAGGACAAAAGGUAUUACGAGGGUUUGCUACAGCUGAAGAUACGAGAACUGACGCAGGAGAUCGCGACGAUAAUGAAGGACAUUGAGGUGCAAAAUAAGGAGAAAGCGACUUUUUUGCACUACGACAAGAGAGCCAAGAGUCUGGCCGCGGAGUUGACGACGCUGCAGGCCGAGUUAGCGGAUUACAAUCUCGUAGUGGAGAAGAUGACCAUGGAUGUUGACAAGGAGGUAAUCGAGGAGGAAGCCAAGGAGCUGGCGUUGCUGAACGAGCGCAGGAUGGCGGAGGUCGAACGGAUGUUCGAGCAACGGAAACAGAUGAAACAGAAAUUGCUUAAGAUGGAAAAGGACAUCGAGAAUGAGAAGAAGAGAACGGAACACAUUAUCGAGAGCAUGGAUCCGCACACGAGGGAGAGGUACGACGAGUUGUUCAGACAGAAAACGGAAUUGCAGGCGCAGGUGCAGCAGAUGCAGCGCGAAUUGGAUCAGUUGUCGAAGGAGCAGGCGUAUCUGGAGGAACAGAUAGCGAUGUCGCAGAUGAAGCAGGAGGCAGUCAAGCUGCAGGUGAGAAUCAUCGAGGCGGAGGAAAAGCGGGACAAGCUGCGGGAGGAGGAAAGCAAGAGAUUAUCGCCGGAAGAUGAAAAGGAGCAGCUUCUGCAGAAGAUCAAACGUGACAACAGCGACAUUGCCGCGACAGAAGCGCAAAUAGCCGAGAAAGAGAAAAAGCUGGCGGAACUCGAACAGCAACUGGAACAACUGGAAACCGAUAUGGAGGACAAUCAGUCGGAGAAGCAGGUCAGGUAUCAGGAAUUGCGUAAACGUGAGGAGAUGAUGGAAGAGUUCAUGGCCACGUACGAGCAGAGCAAGCAAGAGGAAAUGGAAAAAUUGGAAAAACUCGAACGAGAAAUCGUCGACAAACUGGAAGCUGCGGCAAAUGCAGUGGAGAACAACGAAUACCUGACGAAAGCAGAAGAGACAGCUGUUUUGCGUGACAAGUCACCGUAUAGCGAUUACGAGGCCACUCAUCGCGACGACGACUUCGAAGAGCUGAAAAAUGACUACGCGGUCAUGCAACAAACGUUCAAUAAGCUGAGAAUCCUGGAGGAAAAGCUACACCUUGAAUCGAAACAGAUGAAGGAAAAACUGAAAAAACAACAGAGCGAAUUAAUCGUUUUGGAGGAUUUGGACGGUUUGAAAACGCGAAACGAACUCAAACGAGGUGAACUGAUUGCCGAACGCGAGGAAUUGGCGUCCGAGGAAUCGAUUCGCGAGAAUGAACUCAAGUCUAUGCAAGCGGAAUACGACGAACUUAAAGAGAAACUGGAAAAGUACGCGAUUUAUCCCGAAAUUAUCAAUCUGAAUGACAAGUUGGACAGCUUGAAAGAGGAGAAUAAAAAAAUCGAGGAAUUUAUAGCUAAAGAGAAAGAACGUGUUGAUUAUGAGCCGCUCAAAGAAAAAACCUUCAAACUAAUUAACGAUUAUAGCGUAAUACUACAAGAAAAUUUAAAAUCUCUUUAUUAAACUAAUUUUAGUAUACU
This is a messenger RNA of Pseudomyrmex gracilis, 2190 nucleotides long. Its product is annotated as intraflagellar transport protein 74 homolog. Gene Ontology annotation, cellular component: cilium; intraciliary transport particle B; centrosome. NCBI's taxonomy places the organism in Eukaryota, Metazoa, Arthropoda, Insecta, Hymenoptera, Formicidae. The coding region runs from base 215 to 2173 and encodes 652 amino acids. Gene Ontology annotation, biological process: intraciliary transport involved in cilium assembly; cilium assembly. The transcript has 2 exons. Gene Ontology annotation, molecular function: beta-tubulin binding. The record is from RefSeq and is a predicted model, not a curated record.